GGGAUAGCUCACCCUCUUGUUUCUUGACUUAAGUUCUUCAUUAACCAGAAGUAUUGAAAUAAAAUACAAAUUCAAAGCAGACCAGAUGUCCCAGAAGUGUUUGGGGAUCUAUCGAGACUACUAAGUUAGGCUUCGUGUUAGGCCGACUUAACCUUAUUACGCCAUUAACAAUAUAAAUGAAGCAUGGAUACAACAUCAUCAAAAGAAGAUUUAUUACCAAAAAUGAAAUUGUCUCCGGAUGAUUUGGAUGUAAUACAAAAACAGAUACACGUGCUAUGGACAGGAAUACGACUUUUGUUGGUGUAUUGUAUUAUAUUGACUUUUGUGGUGGCUGGCUGCAUUGUUGUAAUAUACACAAAUACUUUACGUUGUGAUACAACCAGCGGACAUCUAUUUCUUUCUCAGUCUCAAUCAAAUAUACAAAAUGAUGUACCACCACUGAAUGAAGAAUCAUCUCAUAUUAAAGUGGACAAGCCUCAAAACAAUGCUUCAUCGCAAGCCAUAAGGCCUGGGCUUAGAAACGUACACAGCUCCAUACACCAGCUUAGGGUGAGGCGAGAAGUGGAAGAUGGCAGCACUGUCGCACCAACAAAAAAGCCCCGAGUAAAGAAGAAGAGGGACAAGUGCAAGCGAUAUAAUAAGUGUCUCAAAAAGGAACUUGUGAAGGAGCUUUCCAAACGGGUGCCGGCAGAGGUCAAGAAGCAGAUCGAUACACUACCAAAACCUGCAGCAACUGUUCUUCCUGCCGGCACACAAGACAAGAAUCAAAAGCACAAUGUCAUAAUCCACUUAGAAGCUAACGAGGAGCCAUAUAUGGACAAAAUGGAAGAAGGUGAGCUUAGUCCUAAGUAUACAAUUCAUGGUACAUCUUGCAAAUAUAGUUUGGCAACAGGUCUAGCGUGCAUUGAUGGACUUUACAAAUUAUGGAAAUUCGCCGAUUGGGUUACGGAUGAAGCUAAAGACCGCGUGUCCUACAAGGAUGGAUUGCUUAAAGUCAAAGAUGAGGGGUUCUACCUGAUAUAUGCCCAGGUGAGAGUCUCAAAGGUAACGUUCAAAACAACAAUGGCUGAAAACACAAUGGGCGUUUUCCUUGGAGUUGAUGGUGAAACAAAUAUUCUUGAAUGCACAACCGGUGUGGAUACUGAACCAAAUAAAGACAAAAAUGCUGUACCAAACACCAAAGAAAAGGCGAGCACGAGAGACAGAUCGUGUUAUAUAAGUUCUCCAAGACACAUCAAGGCAGGUCAAAUUCUAUCCAUCAGGGAUUCCAGGAGAAUUUACUCAAGUAUUACCAAUAGGCCGACGACGGACUUUUGGGGAAUAAUCAAGUUAAAUUGACAAUUCCACUCCCGUUAUCUGUUAGUACGGACAAUGAUUGUUUAGGAGUUUGAGAGCGUACUAUCUUUUAUUUGUUGGCUCAACUUCCAAACUCCCAACGAGUAUUAACAGCUUAACAGGGUAAAUAUAUGCCAAAAUAAAAGUGUUCAAUAUACCUCUAAACUAAAUGUUAACAUUUGCAGUAUACCAAUACCCGCUGCCAGUCAAAAAAGUAUAUACAUGAUAAUUUAAUUCAUACGCCCCCCCCCC
Messenger RNA from Owenia fusiformis, 1587 nucleotides. NCBI's taxonomy places the organism in Eukaryota, Metazoa, Annelida, Polychaeta, Sabellida, Oweniidae. The record is from the annotation of a GenBank genome assembly.